CCAGGAUGUGUACAUUUAUAAUAUAUUAUUAUUUAUUUAUUAAAAGUGUAUAACUAUGCUAUGAAAUUUUAAAAUUAAAAAAAUUGUUUUAACAUGAAUAACAUUACCAACGGCGGAACCCUAACGUCCAGAACUAUACUGUUCACGGGGGAGCUUUUGGUAUGCACGUCGAUGGUGACUGGAAUAACCGUACUUUUAUAUUUUUUACUAGCCAGACGUCCACGCGCAAUUCGAUUGGUGACCGCAAAUGGUUGGUCUUUCGCUAUGCACAUGGCACCUUACGCAAUCAAUUUUAUGGUAUGUUGGCAUCUCCUGUUAGCGUUCGAAAGACUAAUCCUGUCCACACGGAUCGUAACUUUCACGUCCAGACACUAUAUAACAUCUAAAGUAACAUUGAACAUCACCGCGUUCGUCACCAAGCACCAUCUGUUCUGCACGCGUUCCAACUUCUUCUACAAAGCGAUGUUGUUUGUCGGCCACUUGGUUUUGGUUGCCACGUCAGACGUCAUGUGUUACGAAAAAUAUGAAAAGACGACAAUACACGUAGCUAUGCUACUGUUGCUCUGCCUGACCGUACUCAUAUUGAUAGCACCGGCAAAUACAUAUCAAAAGUUGGUAUUAACUGACUUUCUCACUUGGAAGCGAUUCUCAUUGGUGUACGGACUAGUGACAAGUGCAUGCCACAAUUGGCUUAAUUCUGGCAGUAAAGGGGCCGUCGACACAUUGCUGUUGGUACUGGUAGUGCAUGUGCAGUUGGUGUUUCUGUGCAUCACAUACUUUUCAGACGGCCAACAAAUACUGCGCAAUAUUGUCGGACUGGGCACGUACAAUCCAAUGGCAGAUUCGCUGGACAUAUACUUCACGAUGGACUCGAUAGUGUCUAGAACAGGCGCGUACAUGUACAACCACCAUUAAGGCUAGUUCACACGAUAAUACUGAUAUCAAGGCAGUAAGUUCAUGGCACUGCAAGAAAUUCAACGUCGAAAAAUAAAAUUUCGUAUGCUGUUCACACAUAAAUUAGUUCCACCGCAUUAAUAGACAUAAUUAUUAAUAAAUAAAUAGAGACCGUUCUGAAAAUUUCA
Messenger RNA from Aphis gossypii (cotton aphid), 1082 nucleotides. RefSeq lists its product as uncharacterized. Lineage: Eukaryota; Metazoa; Arthropoda; Insecta; Hemiptera; Aphididae. The record is from RefSeq and is a predicted model, not a curated record. The coding region runs from base 94 to 915 and encodes 273 amino acids. The transcript has 2 exons.